AUGCCUCACGGAGACUUCGAUGUGUCGCGGCUAUCGCUCGAACUCCUCCAUGCUGAACUGCAACGCCGACAAGAGAGCAAGCCGACAUGCGGGUCUACCGGGAAGCAGCACUCCUACAACACGGGGACCCAUGUGUUCGCCCUGUUCCUCAUCCUCGUCUUGAGCACUCUCGCAUGUUCCUUCCCGAUCAUCGCACGGCGGUUCCCGAGCCUCCCAAUCCCUCAUCGCUUCCUCUUUCUCUCCCGGCAUUUCGGUACGGGGGUCCUGAUUGCCACCGCCUUCAUCCAUCUCCUACCGACGGCAUUCAUAUCCAUGACAAACCCAUGUCUGCCGGACUUUUGGAGCAAACAUUAUCGGCCCAUGCCAGGGUUCAUCGCCAUGGUCGCGGUAUUCGUCGUGGUCUCGAUUGAAAUGUUCUUUGCCUCGAAAGGAGCCGGGCAUAGUCACGGUAGCGAAUGGGACGGACUGCCGGAGCAAAGCCACCGAGAUGCUCAGGGCAAUGGGCACAUCGCUCUCAAUCAUCUAGGCACGCCCUUGACGCCAUACACCGACAGGACACCAAAGCCGCGGCACUCCACGUCGAGCGAGUCCGGCUCCGACACCGACGACCUGGACGCAUUGGAUCCGAUCGCCGAACAAUCGGCGAGUCUCAGUCAUCCGCACAGACGGAAGCUGUCACAGCACGACAACCACGGCCAGGCUGAGCAGAAUCCUCAAAGACUGUUCCUCCAAUGCCUGCUGCUGGAGGCCGGCAUUCUCUUCCACAGCAUCUUUAUCGGAAUGGCGGUCUCGGUCGCCACGGGGACAGAGUUUGUGGUUUUGCUGGUGGCAAUCUGCUUCCACCAGACGUUUGAGGGGUUUGCGCUAGGCUCCCGGAUUGCCGCCCUGAUUCCCGACUUGUUCGACGCGUACAGUCCAAAGCCCUGGCUGAUGGCAUUGGCUUACGGAGCCACCACGCCGAUCGGCCAAGCCAUUGGCAUAUGGAUGAAUGAGCUAUACGACCCUGCGUCCGAGGUGGGAUUGCUGAUGGUCGGAAUCACCAAUGCCAUUAGUAGUGGCCUCUUGUUGUUCGCCGGGCUUGUCCAGCUGAUCGCCGAGGAUUUCCUCAGCGAGAGAAGCUACGAGGUUCUGCGAGGACGCCGGAGGAUCGAGGCGUGCCUGGCCGUUGGUCUAGGUGGCCUCCUGAUGGCAAUCGUGGGAGCUUUUGCAUGA
Molecule: messenger RNA, 1212 nt
Organism: Capronia epimyces CBS 606.96
Lineage: Eukaryota; Fungi; Ascomycota; Eurotiomycetes; Chaetothyriales; Herpotrichiellaceae
Exons: 3
Coding region: 1-1212 (403 amino acids)
Biological process (GO): zinc ion transmembrane transport
Cellular component (GO): plasma membrane
Molecular function (GO): zinc ion transmembrane transporter activity
Source: RefSeq, a predicted model, not a curated record